AUAGGAAUUAUGAAUUCUUAUGUGGAAGGAAAACCAAUAGCACCACCAUUACCAUACGAAUCUAUGGUAGAAAUAUUAAACCAUCUAGAAAAUGAUAUAAAAUCAUUACAUUCGUGUGUAUUGGUUAAUCGACAUUGGUGCCGAGAGUCAAUGUCUCACUUAUGGGUUGAACCUUUUACCAAAAAAUUAUCGGAUAAAUCAAUACUUUCUUUAUUGGAAACAUAUUUCAGAUGUUUAAAAGAUGAGGAUAAAACUUUACUCCGAAUAGAAGUUGGGAACAUUUUACCGACAACAUCAACAACGAGACCAUUUUUUAAUUAUGCAUCAUUUUUAAAAAAAUUAAAUACUAGAUUAUUAGGACAUUCAGUAAGUGUUUUGGUAAAUUUGGAAGAAAAUUUAUAUUCAUGUAAUAAAAAUAAAUCAGAGAUAACAAAUUUGAUGUUAAAAGCAUUAUAUAAAUUAUUUAUUGAAAGUGGUGCAAUAUUAAAUAGUUUAACUUUAGAUGUAUCAUCAGGAUCAAUGGAUAUAGCAGCAAAAAUUCCAUUAUUUAGAAAAAAUUUAAAUUUUAUAUCAAAUAUAAGAAAAUUAAAUUGUAUAUUUAGUAAUCCAUCAUCAGAAAUAUUUUAUAAUAUGAGUGAUUUAUGGGAUGAAUUACCAAGAAUUUGUACAAGGAUAAGAAUAUUAGAUAUUGAUGCAAAUGACAUGCAUUGGUCAAGUGGUCAAACCUUGGCAGAUUUAAUAAAAUCACAAACGGAAUUAUCAAAUGUUAAAUUUAGAUCUUCUGGUAGUAGGGUUACUUCAGCUAUUGCUAUGUUGGCAAAAAAAUCUGAUACUUUAACAUCACUUGAAUUUGAAUAUAUAGAUUUUCGUAAAGUAUCAUUAGAUGGUCUUGAAAGUUGUACAAAAUUAGAAAAGUUAAGAUUCAUUGGCGCUAAUAAUUGUAAUAUUAAUACUUUUCUUCCGUUAAUUAAUGCAAAAUGUAAAAUUAAGACUUUAGAAUUAAACGAAAUUGACGAUUCACAAUCUUUG
Rhizophagus irregularis DAOM 181602=DAOM 197198 is the source of this 1029-nucleotide messenger RNA. RefSeq lists its product as uncharacterized. NCBI's taxonomy places the organism in Eukaryota, Fungi, Glomeromycota, Glomeromycetes, Glomerales, Glomeraceae. The record is from RefSeq and is a predicted model, not a curated record. Gene Ontology annotation, molecular function: protein binding.